UAUAUUUAGAAGACACCCUAUGAACUGACGAACGUACACAAAAUCUGCCUGACAAAUCUUCGCGCGUAAGUCAGCCUGUUAUACGCGGGUUUUCGCCGUUUUUAAAUUCUAUUUAUGAUAUUUGUUUUCCUCCAUCUCCGCCUCGCUGCGCAAAUGAACCAACAAAUGAGCCAAAGCUGUCAGACGAGAACGCAUCAUCGAUAUCGUGACUCAGCGUUAUUGGAGUAGCAAAUAGAGCUGAGUAGGGAGAGGGAGCAAUCGUAGUUACCAACUGAAUUAUCUUUCCUUCUACUAUUGUUCUUUUUGGUGCAGUUGGGUAUCACUGGAGACAAGAAACAGAGUGUGAACAGAACAAAGGUAUCCCGAAUUUUUGUUUCGAAACCAUAUUCCCUCUGGCCAUAACGUUGCUUUUCACUAAGACACAAAACGCGGAUCACAAAACCCAAGAUCUAAAACUCAAGGUCUGUCUUAGAUGAAAAUGAUGUCUUUGGGGAUCCCAGCUGUAUUAUUAUUAUUAUUGGCGGUUGUUAGCGCUGCUUAUGGCUUCACCUGGUCCGAGGAACAGUUAGACGCAACGAACAAGCACGUGAACAUCACCGAAUCCGCAAGCCUUCCUUGCGACUUCACACUGACUCAGUCAGAAACUGACCAAUCAAACACCUUUCUGCUAGUCACGUGGUCUCGUGAGAAGCCCGCGGAUAGUGGCAAAUGGGAGACGAUUACAGUUAUGUCGAAUGCUUACGGACGAAAGACCUUGAAAGACGGGUCACGGUUUGUGCCGGAUGAUUCUAAGUAUGGGCUUACUAUAACACGCGCGGCGCGCGAGGACCACACGCAGUACAAGUGUACUGUGCAUGCCUCCUUCUUUACAAGCCCGGCUACGGUCAAGCUACACGUGCACUUUGCCCCUACGAAUACCAGCUUUACAACAAGUGAUAUUGUCAGUGGCAGAACUCUCCAGAUGAAGUGUCACGCCGACGCGUACCCGCCAGCAACGUACGAGUUUUCCCGCGGAAGCGACUACUUGCUAACCUCAAAGGAAGGCGUUUACCAGAUAGGCACUCACACGGAGGAGGAUAACGGUAGAUAUUGGUGUACGCCGAGAAACUACUUGGGUCGCGGUCCUAGCAGAUUCAUUGACUUGCCGAACGAAGGUGAUUUUUCGAGUAGGGACGAUAGCAACAAGGAUGGGGUCAAGUUAUCGGAAAAGAUGCUGUACAUCAUCAUCGCGCUGUUGGCCGCUCUUUGUCUUAUCUUCGUUGUCGGCAUCAUUUUAUGGGCAUUAUGCCGGAAGAGAGGCGUUAAGGAUGAUAGUGACUCGGGCCAAACACGGAGAGGUAGGCAAGAUGACACCCAGGAAGCUCACGAGAACUACGGAGACCCACCACCCACAUACGACGCCACACAGACAACCUCACUUGCAUCACAGGGUCCCCAGACAAGUGAACGAAGCGUCGCACCACAGGAACCCCAGACAACUCCAAGAAGCGCUUAUACCUACACGAAUACCAACAUUUUGCAAACACAAGACACCCAAGCUAGAGAGCACAAGAAUUGUGGAAUGGUCCACAGGGGAAUGUCUACAGAUACGGGACAACAGCCACAGGGUUCCCAGAAUUUGAGUCGAAUGAAUCAUGCAACCAUAGAGGGCUCACCACAGGGAUUCCAGAAUUCAGUUGAAGAGAUUCCAUUGGGAGAAAUCAAUCAGGGAUUAUCGACCUCCGCAGAUGAUCUUCCACAGGGUACCCAGGCAUCCUGGGACGACGGCGAGCCAUCACAGAGCAACCAGGCAUCAACAACCUAGAGUACAGGUUCUAAUCCCGAUGAGCAAAUCGCGAAUUCUGACCAUGAAAUCCAAUUCAUUCCGGGUAAUGCUACGGAAGGUGAUGAAGAUUCAACUAUCUGACUGACAGGCGCCUUCUAGCGAACUUAACUAACAAACAACCGCAAGCAUUAGCAAAUAAGCCAGCAGGACCAGCCAACUUAGCCGACAUGACCAGCAUAGCUAGCAUAGCUAACUUAGGCGAUUAGACCAGCAUAGCCAACAUAGCAAUAUAGUUAAUAUAGUCAACAUACAAACAUAGCGACGUUGAACUUGCAAUGUUAAUAAAAAAUAGCCUUUUUUGCCAAAAUUAACUGUGUUUGGCCACAAUCAGUUUAAAGAAAAUGAUUGUGAUUUCGAAGAGGGUACACCUGGGUUUGAGACAGAGUACAGAUAAAAUGAAACAAAGAUGUAUAAUAUCUUUUUCGUCUUUUAUCAAUCAAUUGAUUUAUGCAUGUAACAAUUGUAACACUAUUCAGGUACAUGUAAACCGCGCGUUCAUGUAGAAAAAAAACACAACCCCUGAGAAAAGUGUGUGUGGAACCACAGACAGAAGGAGAGUUAUCUUACAAGCCACUGAGAGAGGGAGUAUCUUACGAGCCACUGAGAGAGGGAUUAUCUUACUAGCCACUGAGAGAGGGAGUUAUCUUAUACGAGCCACUGAGAGAGGGAGUUAUCUUACGAGCCACUGAGAGAGGGAGUUAUCUUACGAGCCACUGAGAGAGGGAGUUAUCUUACGAGCCACUGAGAGAGGAAGUAUCUUACGAGCCACUAAGAGAGGCAGUUAUCUUACAAGCCACUGAGAGAAGGAGUUAUCUUACGAGCCACUGAGAGAAGGAGUUAUCUUUCGAGCCACUGAGAGAGGGAGUUAUCUUACGAGCCACUGAGAGAGGGAGUUAUCUAGCGAGCCACUGAAAGAGGGAGUUAUCUUUCGAGCCACUGAGAGAGGGAGUUAUCUUACGAGCCACUGAGAGAGGGAGUUAUCUAGCGAGCCACUGAAAGAGGGAGUUAUCUUGCGAGCCACUGGAGGGAGUUAUCUUACGAGCCACUAAGAGAGGCAGUUAUCUUACAAGCCACUGAGAGAAGGAGUUAUCUUACGAGCCACUGAGAGAGGGGGUUAUCUUCAAGCCACUGAGAGAGGGAGUUAUCUUGCGAGCCACUGAGAGAGGGAGUAUCUUACGAGCCACUGAGAGAGGGAGUUAUCUUACGAGCUACUGAGAGAGGGAGUUAUCUUGCGAGCCACUGAGAGAGAGAGUAUCUUACGAGCCACUGAGAGAGGGAGUUAUCUUACGAGCCACUGAGAGAGGGAGUUAUCUUACGAGCCACUGACACAAAAAAACGGCUGCGCGGGAGACUACCUUGCAUGCCGAUAGUAAUUUCUGAACCCAAAACAAUAAUCUUGAUUAAUAAUGUUGAUAGAUUAUCAUUUAUUUUCUUCAUUCUUACAUUCCGAUAUCAUUGUGUAUUACUCUCUUUUAUAGUUUAAAUAUAUUUCCUGUUUCUACCAAUACGAAUAAGGGCGUAACACAAUUUGAAUACAAAUCCGGUUUGUUAUGCUCUUCAGAUGAAACGUUGUCUACAGAUGUUUAUAAAGAUAAUAAAACAUAAGAAUAUGUACAUAAGCAUACUACUAAAUAUCAAGCAAAGCUUGCUUAUUGUGACAACAUUCUAUAGCAAUAAGUAGUAUUGAUACCUAUAUCAAUAUGAUACAGAGUGUUAUAUGAACAGUACUCUUACACCAAGUGUUAUCUACGUCGAUAAGUAAGUGAAGAAUUUAUUAAAAAAGCUAAAAAAAUUUUGAAAUAUGUAAUUUUUAAAGUACUUUGUGAUGCUAGAAUAAAUAGAUAAAUAAAUAUAUAUCCGUUUA
Molecule: messenger RNA, 3689 nt
Organism: Nematostella vectensis (starlet sea anemone)
Lineage: Eukaryota; Metazoa; Cnidaria; Anthozoa; Actiniaria; Edwardsiidae
Product: coxsackievirus and adenovirus receptor
Exons: 9
Coding region: 473-1804 (443 amino acids)
Biological process (GO): homophilic cell-cell adhesion; heterophilic cell-cell adhesion
Cellular component (GO): adherens junction
Source: RefSeq, a predicted model, not a curated record